AUGGAUAAUGAAGGCGACCAAAAGAAAAUACCACUAAAUGAAUCGCCAUUCAAUUAUGCAGUGACCUACUGGCUCAAGCAUGCGAUGGAUGUCCCUCACGGGGUGGAGGCUACAUCGUCUUCAAAGGAGCUUUGGACUCUUGUGAAAGAUUUUUUCUGGGAUCGAGAUGGUGCAGUGUAUAUGGAAUGGCUAAGAAUACUUGACGAUACGAGCGCCAACUGGCAUUCAGUAUACAGCAAAAGCAAAGGAUCUGUUAUGAGGUCCCUACGCUCUUCCGAACGGGAAUUUCAAGUCGAUACCCGCCUUGAAGUGGUGGCAUCGUAUGGACUUGUGGAUAUCAUCGAAUGGGCUCAUCCAGAUGGAACCAACUUCGAUAUUCCACGUGAUAAUGGGUACUCUCCUCUCAUGGCAGCCGUAGCUUCUGAAGAGGAAGAAGUAACACAGGCAUUGCUGUCCCAAAAUUCGGUGUGUGUCAACCGGACGGCAUGCCACAUAUCAACAACAGGGCCAUGCUCGGGUGGGGAAUGUGGAUCACAUGGAAGCACCGCAUUAAUGUCUGCGGUCGGAUGUUAUCGCCUUGGUGUGAUGAAGUUACUUCUGGAGCACCCUGAUAUUGAGGUGGAUUUGGUUUCGCAUGGUAGGACGGCACUUGGAGUAGCAAUUCACGAAAUCAGGCACGGACGAGAACCCAUUAAACUCCUAUUAAGUGCCGGAGCAAAACUGGCUAUGUAUGAUGGAAAUGCUCUCCCCAUUCCAUCGGUUGACGAGUAG
Acaulospora colombiana is the source of this 771-nucleotide messenger RNA. NCBI's taxonomy places the organism in Eukaryota, Fungi, Glomeromycota, Glomeromycetes, Diversisporales, Acaulosporaceae. The record is from the annotation of a GenBank genome assembly.